Molecule: messenger RNA, 1976 nt
Organism: Eutrema salsugineum
Lineage: Eukaryota; Viridiplantae; Streptophyta; Magnoliopsida; Brassicales; Brassicaceae
Product: pentatricopeptide repeat-containing protein At3g22470, mitochondrial
Exons: 1
Coding region: 1-1863 (620 amino acids)
Molecular function (GO): protein binding
Source: RefSeq, a predicted model, not a curated record
AUGAGAUUGAUGAUACAAAGAUGGAUUCCUCUUCGUGUUAUUAAGAAAGGUACUCUGAGAUUACUGUAUCUAUGCGAACGACACUACUCUGCUUUACGCGAUGGGAAAGCUUCUUAUAGAGUGAGAUUGAGGAGUGAGAUUAUUGAUAUAAAAGCUAAUGAUGCUUUAGAUCUCUUCCAAUCCAUGAUUCGAUCUCGUCCUUUACCUUCUCUAAUCGAAUUCAGUAAACUGUUUGGCGCCAUAGCUAGAACAAAACAGUAUGACCUCGUGUUAGCUCUCUGCAGCCAAAUGGAAUCGAAAGGGAUUCUCCAUAACAUCUACACACUCAACAUCAUGAUCAACUGCUUUUGUCGGAAGACUAAACUUGGUUCUGCGUUUUCGGUUCUUGGGAAAGCUCUGAAACUUGGGCAUGAGCCUAACACGAUCACGUUUUCGACUCUGAUCAACGGGUUCUGUCUCCAAGGUAGAGUUUCCGAAGCUGUGUCGCUUGUUGAUCGAAUGGUGGCAAUGAAACAUAGUCCGAAUCUCAUAACACUCAACACACUGAUCAAUGGACUUUGUCUCAAAGGUAAAGUAUCCGAAGCAAUGGAUUUAAUCGAUCGAAUGUUUGAGAAACGAUGUAAACCUACUGCAGUUACUUAUGGACCGAUUUUGAACAGAAUGUGUAAGUCAGGGAACACUGGAUUGGCCUUGGAUUUGCUAGGGAAGAUGGAGAAAAGAAAUGUCAAGGCCGGUGUUGUUCAGUAUAGUAUCGUCAUCGAUGGUCUUUGCAAAGACAAGAACUUUGACGAUGCACUCAAACUUUUCAAUGAGAUGGAGAGGAAAGGGAUCAAAGCAGAUGUUAUCACUUAUAACUCUCUCGUAGGAGGACUUUGUAACGACGGUAGGUGGAGUGAUGGUGCGCAGAUGUUGAAGGAUAUGGUUAGAAAGAACAUCACCCCAAACAUCAUCACGUUCAGUGCUUUGAUUGAUGUUUUUGUGAAAGAAGGGAAGCUUACAGAGGCUAAAGAGAUGUACAAUGAGAUGAUCACAAGAGGUAUAGAGCCUGAUACCAUUACUUAUAAUUCCUUGAUAGAUGGGUUUUGCAAAGAGAAUCGUUUAGAUGAGGCGAAUCAUAUGCUGGAUUUGAUGGUUAGCAAGGGUUGUGAUCCUGAUAUUGUUACUUAUAGCAUACUAAUAAAUAGCUACUGUAAGGCUAAGCGGGUUGAUGAUGGUAUGAAACUUUUCCGUGAGAUUUCUAGGAAGGGACUUGUUGCAGAUACAGUCACUUACAACACUCUUGUCCAAGGGUUUUGUCACUCGGGAAAUGUUAAAGCUGCACAAGAACUCUUCCAGGAAAUGGUAUCUCGUGGCGUGCCACCCAGUGUUAUAACCUACGGUAUAUUAUUGGAUGGAUUGUGUAACUAUGGGAAACUAGAAAAAGCAUUGGAAGUAUUUGAAUUAAUGCAGAAGAGUAAGAUCACUCUUGGUAUUUGUAUUUAUAACAUCAUCAUUCACGGGAUGUGCAAUGCUAGUAAGGUCGAUGAUGCUUGGGGUUUAUUCUGCAGUCUCCCUCUCAAAGAAGUGAAACCUGAUGGCAUAACAUACAAUGUGAUGAUUGGGGGACUAUGCAAGAAAGGCUCGCUGUCUGAAGCGGACAUGUUGUUUAGGAAAAUGAAGGAGGAUGGGCUUGCUCCAGAUCAUUGUACAUACAAUAUACUCAUCAGGGCACAUCUCGGAGGUAGUUGCAUAAUCUCUUCAGUUGAAAUCAUCGAAGAAAUGAAGAGGUGUAAGCUCUCCGCAGAUACUUCCACCAUGAGGAUGGUUAUGGAUAUGUUAUCAGAUGGUAGAUUGGACAAAAGCUUUUUGGAUAUGCUUUCUUGAAUUUCUGGUUAGUGCUUCUUGAUCCGGUUGUUCAUUUUGAUACAAAUUGUCAGUUGCAUCGAAAUGAUAUGAAUGUUCUUGUGUUGCUAUGACUAUUUUUGUACAUGAAAUAA